Molecule: messenger RNA, 1821 nt
Organism: Prunus avium (sweet cherry)
Lineage: Eukaryota; Viridiplantae; Streptophyta; Magnoliopsida; Rosales; Rosaceae
Product: zinc finger protein GAI-ASSOCIATED FACTOR 1-like
Cellular component (GO): nucleus
Molecular function (GO): DNA-binding transcription factor activity
Source: RefSeq, a predicted model, not a curated record
UCUAUCGCCAACAACGCUGAUGGCAACCAACAGAUUUGUGUGUGAGAUCUGUAACAAAGGGUUUCAGAGGGACCAGAACCUUCAGCUGCACAGAAGAGGCCACAAUCUUCCAUGGAAGCUCAGGCAGAGAACCACUACUGAGGUUAGAAAAAGGGUUUAUAUAUGCCCCGAGCCGACUUGCGUCCACCACAACCCGGCUCGGGCGUUGGGAGAUCUCACCGGCAUUAAAAAGCACUUCAGCCGCAAACAUGGAGAGAAAAAAUGGAAAUGUGACAAGUGCUCCAAGAAAUAUGCAGUGCAGUCGGAUUGGAAGGCUCAUCAGAAGACUUGUGGCACUCGAGAAUACAAAUGUGACUGUGGAACCAUCUUUUCCAGGAGAGAUAGCUUUAUCACCCACAGAGCCUUCUGCGACGCAUUGGCAGAAGAAAACAACAAAGUCAACCACGGCCUCAUGAGCUCACAGACCCAAAUGCCUCUCCCUCAUGACCAGCUCAUAUCAUCAAUGGCCAUGAACACCAACUCAUCCAUGGGAGGAGGAUCCGACGUCCUCAAUUACGAUAUUUCGAAUAAAAACUCACUCAAUAAAUCCUUCCCUGACGAUCUUGUGCCAAUGCCAUUCAAGUCGAUGAACAUGAACAUAAUGGCAGGUGGUGGUGGUGGGGGGCCAGGCAUGUUUUCAAGCACCUCAGGUUCACUCUUUGGCGGGCCAAGAAGCGUUUCAUCAGCCUCGGCCUCUAGCCUUCAGCUGAGCUCCAACAACAACAACAACAACAGCUCAUCUGGGUUCAAUUACCUUCACCAUCAAGAAACCAAAAAUGGGGGGAGCACCCAAAGUAACAUUACUGGGGCAGCUCAAAUGUCUGCCACUGCCUUACUUCAAAAAGCAGCUCAAAUGGGUGCCACUGCAAGCAACUCUACCAUCAACUCCCCCAUGAUGCAGAAGAGCUUUGUUAGUAGCAUGGCAGGCCCUGAUCAGCUCUCUGUUAAUCCUAUUUCCAUUAAUAAUAAUAACAAUAAUAAUAAUAAUAAUAUUAGACCGCCAUCAUCAUAUGAUGAUCAUCAUCAUCAGUUCCAACAGCAACAGCCGCCUGAUCAUCAUCAACCACAUAAUUCACACAACAUGGUUGUUGGAGGAUUCGCCAACCAGCUCAUGCAGAAGGGCGGCCCACAAGAAAUGUCUCAGCUUUUUGAUCAUCAUACCAACUCAGCUGCAAGCUCUACAAUGACUGACAUGGGUCUCUUUAGCCAAGUCUUCAUGGGGAUUGGUGGUGAUCCCCAUCAUCAUCAUGAGAUUAGUGCUGCCAAUAAUAGUUCUAGUCCUAAUUCGAUACAUGGAAUUCGAAUCAACGCAAUGGAACGGGGCGCGAUGGGACCGUCCACAACACUUGAUCUGCUAGGGAUUGGAGGGUCAAGGCCACCAAAUCUGCAUGAACAUCACCACCAGCAACAAAGGUUGGACUUGGAGGCAAUGAGCCAGCACAGAUUACCAGCAGCAAUCAUGAACCCUUUUCAGCAACAGCGCUCGCAUGGAGAUUCAGCUAUGGAAAAACAGAUUUGGGAUGUUUGACAAAAAAGUACAUGCAUGUUAUGAUACUUAUAACUUCCUCAUCAUUUGAAGAAGAAGAAGAAGUAGGUCUUGUUUUGCAUUUGCUUAGACUGUGAGAGAGUUUGAGAUUUGGAGCCUGAUUAUCAUUUCAUUUUAUUGUAUUGUGAUGAUGGGGUCUUGGAAAUUCUUUAGGGCAUAGUCAAAUCUGGGCCUUUUUUCUGUCAACCCAAGUCAUCUUUUUUAUGUACUGAGUUUUUAUGACCCAAUGAGAUAGA